This is a messenger RNA of Penicillium vulpinum, 828 nucleotides long. RefSeq lists its product as uncharacterized. Lineage: Eukaryota; Fungi; Ascomycota; Eurotiomycetes; Eurotiales; Aspergillaceae. Gene Ontology annotation, molecular function: oxidoreductase activity. The transcript is spliced from 5 exons. The record is from RefSeq and is a predicted model, not a curated record. The coding region runs from base 1 to 828 and encodes 275 amino acids.
AUGGAAACCCCUCUGGUAGCUGUAGUUACUGGUGCUAAUCGCGGUAUCGGACGCGCCAUAUGUGCUGCGCUGGCUCAGCAGUGUCGAGGUUCCUUGAUUCUGUAUGCAGCAUCGCGUGCUGGGGCAUCUCUCGAUCUGAACAGCCUGACUAUUCCUCCAACCGUGUUAAUUCGCCCUGCUCAGCUCUCCAUUACGGACCAGGCUAGUAUCUCCGCCCUCAGCGCGAGAAUCAAAGACGAAAACAAUGGCUGUGAUGUUCUGAUUAACAAUGCCGGGCUAUAUUACUUCCAGGAGAACAUCACAGCCGCCCAACGUCAGGAAACUCUCGAUGUGAACUAUCGUGGCACGCUCAAUGUUUGUCAAGCCUUCUUACCAAUCAUGCGUAAGGGUGGCCGCAUCGUUAAUGUCUCCUCCCAAUCCGGCCAGCUUAAAUACUUCCAUCCUCGCCUGCAAGCACGAUUUCUGAAUCCUGAUCUCAACCUCACUGAGUUGGAUAGUCUGAUUAAGGAAUACGUUCGCUCAGCUGAACAGCACACCGCGACCGCAUCGGGCUGGCCCCCUCUUGCUUACUUCACCAGCAAAGCCGCUCUCAAUUCGGUCACAAGGAUUUUGGCCCGCGAAAAUCCUCAUCUGGUGAUCAACUGUUGCUGCCCUGGAUGGGUGGGCACACCGCUGGGUGCACAGGCGGGCCAGCCACCUAAAUCUGUUGAACACGGAGCGAGAAUUCCGCUGCGACUGGCAAUUGGGGAAAUUGAAGAAAUUAGUGGCCGGUAUUGGGCGAAUGAUUCGGUGGCGAGCGCAGGCUCUGGAAAGGUUCAGGAUUGGUAG